CGUGCCUGUUGGCUUUGGGUCCCACCGCCAGUCAGCCUGUAAGUCUACUGUGGCGGACAGCAGAGCUGCGCUUCAUGGAGGAGCUGGCUCUGCGCUGCCGGGCGACCGGAGCAGAAGCAGGCUGAGGGUCCUUUGGCCAAAACCAAUCUGGGCACACUACCCUCCCACCGCUUCCAAUAACCGCUGACAUCCCUAACGGGCACUGAGCCUGGGCAGGGCGCGGGGGGAGGGGAGGUCUGCUCGGAAAUCGUCCUGGCCAACUCUGUCCUCCAAGCUGUGGCAGAUUAUGGCAUCUUUUUUCCCUCUAGCGCGAGAAAGUGAGCCCGGAAAAGGAAAGAGGGGGCGGGUCACCCCCAAAGAAUAAAUAAACACUAGCUACUCGCCGCAGCUGGACGCGGGUCAGUUCAGUCCAGGUUUGGUCGGAACUGAACCCCUAAAGCGGGUCCGCCUCCCGCCCUCGCGCCCGCCUGGGGCUGAGUCGCUGGCUGCAGUGGGCGGCAGAGCGACGGGGAGUUUCCUCUCACCCUGGAUGGAGCUGAACUUUGAGUGGCCAGAGGAGUGCGGUCGCCCGGGAAUCGCUGCACGCUGAGCUCUCCCUGCGAGACCCAGCGGCGGCUUUGGAUUUUGGGGGGCGGGGACCAGCUGCGCGCCGGCACCAUGUUUCUGGCCACUCUGUACUUCGCGCUGCCACUCCUGGAUUUGCUGCUGUCCGCCGAGGUGAGUGGUGGGGACCGCUUGGACUGCGUGAAAGCCAGUGAUCAGUGCCUGAAGGAACAGAGCUGCAGCACCAAGUACCGCACACUAAGGCAGUGCGUGGCGGGGAAGGAAACCAACUUCAGCCUGGCAUCUGGUCUCGAGGCCAAGGAUGAGUGCCGCAACGCCAUGGAGGCCCUGAAGCAAAAGUCUCUCUACAACUGCCGCUGCAAGCGGGGCAUGAAGAAAGAGAAGAAUUGUCUGCGCAUCUACUGGAGCAUGUAUCAGAGCCUGCAGGGAAAUGAUCUACUGGAAGAUUCCCCGUAUGAGCCAGUUAACAGCAGGUUGUCAGAUAUAUUCCGGGCAGUCCCGUUCAUAUCAGAUGUUUUCCAGCAAGUGGAGCACAUUUCCAAAGGGAACAACUGCCUGGAUGCAGCCAAGGCCUGCAACCUGGAUGAUACCUGCAAGAAGUACAGGUCUGCCUACAUCACGCCGUGCACCACCAGCAUGUCCAAUGAGGUCUGCAACCGCCGCAAGUGCCACAAGGCCCUCAGGCAGUUCUUUGACAAGGUCCCGGCCAAGCACAGCUACGGAAUGCUCUUCUGCUCCUGCAGGGACAUUGCCUGCACUGAGCGGCGGCGACAGACGAUCGUUCCUGUGUGCUCCUAUGAAGAAAGAGACAAGCCCAACUGCCUGAAUCUGCAGGACUCCUGCAAGACAAACUACAUCUGCAGAUCUCGCCUUGCAGAUUUUUUUACCAACUGCCAGCCAGAGUCAAGGUCUGUUAGCAACUGUCUCAAGGAGAACUAUGCAGACUGCCUCCUGGCCUACUCAGGACUGAUUGGCACGGUCAUGACCCCCAACUACAUAGACUCCAGCAGCCUCAGUGUGGCCCCGUGGUGUGACUGCAGUAACAGUGGCAACGAUCUGGAGGAGUGCUUGAAGUUUCUGAAUUUUUUUAAGGACAAUACGUGUCUCAAAAAUGCAAUUCAAGCCUUUGGCAAUGGCUCAGAUGUGACCAUGUGGCAGCCAGCCCUCCCAGUACAGACCACCACUGCCACCACUACCACUGCCUUCCGAGUCAAGAACAAGCCUCUGGGGCCAGCAGGGUCUGAGAACGAAAUCCCCACACACGUUUUGCCACCCUGUGCAAAUCUGCAGGCACAGAAGCUGAAAUCCAAUGUGUCGGGCAGUCCACAUCUCUGUCUUUCUGAUCAUGAUUACGAAAAGGAUGGUCUCGCUGGUGCCUCCAGCCACAUAACCACAAAAUCGAUGGCUGCUCCUCCCAGUUGUGGUCUGAGCUCACUGCCGGUGCUGGUGGUUACCACUCUGGCCACCCUAUUAUCUGUAUCCUUGGCAGAAACAUCGUAGCUGCAUUCAGAAAAUACGGAAAGACAAGAGAGAGAAACAAACAACCAAGUAACCUGUUUUCUGUCCUCUUGUAUAUCUGAAAAUCCAGUUUUAAAAGCUCGGUUGAGAAACAGUUUCAUCCAACUGGAACUCCUUUGUUGUUUUUAAGGAAGCUUCUUGUGACCCUGGAGGGCUUCUGUGGAAGAACCGACACAGGGCUAAUUCCAAACUCAGAAGGCUCUGUGUCAUGGUGUGGGUUAAGGGGACCAUUUGUAAACUGACUGUAAAGCAAGCUGAGGCUAUGGUUUUGAUGGUGGUGGUGGUGGUGGUGGUGGUGAUGAUGAUGACCAAUGAUGAUGAUGAUUUUAACAGCUUAAACUGCUCUCUUUACUGGCUAGAGCAGGAGAUGCUAUUGGUAAAGAUUAUUCCAUAUUUUGUUGAAUGGCUUUGAAUUCUAAUGGCAUGGCUGCAGCCUUAGUGUAGACGGCAAAUGAAGGUCAGCCCCGUGAGUGGACUUUUUGGACUCCAUCUUGUACUAAUGUUCACCUUUCUAUGUCCGUUCUUCACAGAGUGUUUGUGUACUGCCGACAAUUCUGUGACCCUCAACAAAACCAAAAGCCCUGGUCACAUCUAAAUGCAGAGCCUGUCAUCCAGUCCAGUAGAGGAGAGUGGCUGUGGCCCUCACACAGCACCUGACUUGUUGACUGAUGCUCUGCUGAGCCUUUCCUGAGUGAGGAGCCCUUAAAUAUAGCUGAAGUGCAACUCUUAAUGCUUUUUACACUUGCAAGGUCACAUGUAGAAAAGUGUUCCUUUACUAUUCAAUGAUUCCAGCUGUUGGCUUUCUACAUUUUGAAAGUAAUGAUACUGUCCUCAUUUUUUACUGAUGGUUUAAUACAGAUACAUGCGGUGUGUUUUCCUCUCAUAAUUAGUAGUAGCUCCAAUAUUGACUUUGUUGAUAUGGCUCUCAAAAGCAGACCCUAAGGAGCUCCCAUGCUUUAGCAGAAAGCUGCAUCCCAUUACC
This is a messenger RNA of Peromyscus leucopus (white-footed mouse), 3064 nucleotides long. It is a transcript of the gene Gfra1, whose product is annotated as GDNF family receptor alpha 1. Gene Ontology annotation, biological process: nervous system development. The record is from RefSeq and is a predicted model, not a curated record. The transcript is spliced from 11 exons. Gene Ontology annotation, cellular component: signaling receptor complex; external side of plasma membrane. Gene Ontology annotation, molecular function: signaling receptor activity. Lineage: Eukaryota; Metazoa; Chordata; Mammalia; Rodentia; Cricetidae. Bases 658 to 2064 code for a protein of 468 amino acids.